GGGGCGGUGGUGGGUUAUAAGAUUUUAGCUGAGCCGUUUCCGGGAGGCGGAGCUUCGACACCCACUUCCUUUCUCCCGGAGCUGCGGCGCCGCCCGCUGGUUUCCGAACCUCUCGGGCCAGGCCCUGCGCUGCCCCCAGAUCUGAGGCAGCAUGGGCGGUACCCGGUACGCGAGGUGGGUGGCGGCGGGCCUGCUCCUCGGGGCCGGUGCCUGUUACGGCAUUUACAGGCUGACGCGGGGCCAGAGGCGCGGCGACCGUGGGCACCGGCUGCGCCCCACGCGCUCGGCAGAAGACUUAACUAAUUGUUCCUGUGAUGAUGUCCUCAAUGCUGAGCAACUUCAGAAACUCCUUUAUCUCCUUCAGUCAGCUGAGGAUCCCAUAAUUAUUGAAAAAGCUUUGGUCACUGUGGGUAACAGUGCAGCCUUUUCAGUUAACCAAGUUAUUAUUCGUGAGCUGGGUGGCAUUCCAAUUGUAGGAAGCAAAAUCAACCAUCCUAACCUUAGUAUUAAAGAGAAAGCUUUAAAUGCACUGAACAACCUAAGUGUUAAUGUUGAAAAUCAAGUCAAGAUAAAGGUAUACAUCAAUCAAGUCUCUGAAGAUGUCUUCUCUGAUCCCCUCAACUCCCCUGUGCAAAUGGCUGGACUGAGACUGUUAACAAAUAUGACAGUUACCAAUGACCACCAGCACAUGCUUAACAAUUACAUUACAGACCUGUUCCAUGUUUUGCUUAUUGGAAAUGGCAGCACCAAGGUGCAAGUUUUGAAAUUGCUGGUGAAUUUGUCUGAAAAUCCAGCCAUGACAGAACAACUGCUUAGUGCCCAAGUGGACCCAUCAUUCCUUUCCCUCUGUGAUGGCCAUGUAGCAAAGGAGAUUCUUCUUCGAGUCCUUACACUAUUUCAGAAUAUAAACAACUGCCUCAAAGCAAAAAAAAAUCGCUUAGCUCUUCAGUCUAAGUUCCCUGAAGGAUCACUGUUUUUUCUGUUAUAUGGAGAAGAAUGUGCCCAGAAAAUGGAAGCCUUAGUAUAUCAUCAAGAUGACGAGGUGAAAGAAAAGGUAACAAUAAUACCAAAAUCCUAACUGGUUGGUAAUAUUUUUCCAAAGGGUAAUGCAGCCUGAAAGUAAUACAAAUAUAUAUAUAUAUAUAUAUAUAUAUAUAUAUAUAUAUUUUUUUUUUUUUUUUUUUAAUCUGAGACAUAGUGAAAGAGACCAUGGCACCAAAACUACUUUCAAUUCUGUGGAAACCAGGCUCAAACCUGGACAGAGAUUUAUUUUUCAUCUUCAUUACAAAAGGAUUCUUUCAGCUGCUGAUCUGAAUGUCACAUUUCCUCAUUAACACACACACACACACACACACACACACACGACCAAUUUACCAAUUCCAAGUGACUAUAAGCGAGCUGGGGAUAUAGCAUAAAUGUUAUACAAAAGAAGACUUUCAUGCCUGAGGUACCAAAUAUCCCAGGUUCAGUUCCCCACCCCCAACUACCAUAAACCAGAGCUGAGCAGUGCUCUGGUUAAAAAUAAAUAUUUAUUUUUUAUUUUAUUUUGGUAGCUAUUUCCAAGAUACUUUUCAAUUACUGAUAUUUGCAUAAAGUGGCAGUGACCAUUUUUGUUAGCUAGCCUUCUGUUGUUUGAAGUGACUUGCAGUUAACUAGUCUGAGAGAUUAUUAGUAUUUAGUUGUUUCAGAACUACCAUUAUUAAGUACCCUCCCUUUUUUUUUUUUCCUUUUUUAAUCAUAAGAUCCUGGUCCACAUGAACUAUACUACAUUCAAAAGGCUCUUCUAUGGUCAGAAUCUAUUCCAGUCCAUGAAAACAAUGAACCUUUAAGAGAAAUGUUUCCUAGCACUCACCUAUUCCAAUGUACCUACCAGGAUAAAAAAAAUUCUAGAUGUAAAAGAGAUCAGAAUGUCUAUCCAUAGGCAAUUAGUCAAAUCAAGUAUCUAUUUUUUAAAGGGAAUAAAGCAGGCCAGGGUUGUAGCUCAAUGGUAAAAUGCAUGCCUCACAUGUCUGAGACAUUGGGUUCAGUUCUUGACAUCAAGAAAGAACAAGUCUGAAAAUGCUGAUUUUGAAGAACACUUAUAAAAUACACUUGUUUUUAAAAUCAUGUUGUAGAAAAAUAUGUAUACAUGAUCUCAUCUAUGGCUUUGUAAAUAAACAUGUAUGCUUAUAUGUGGACAGAA
Messenger RNA from Erinaceus europaeus (western European hedgehog), 2182 nucleotides. It is a transcript of the gene ARMC10, whose product is annotated as armadillo repeat containing 10. Gene Ontology annotation, cellular component: mitochondrion. NCBI's taxonomy places the organism in Eukaryota, Metazoa, Chordata, Mammalia, Eulipotyphla, Erinaceidae. The transcript has 6 exons. The record is from RefSeq and is a predicted model, not a curated record. Bases 152 to 1078 code for a protein of 308 amino acids. Gene Ontology annotation, biological process: negative regulation of intrinsic apoptotic signaling pathway by p53 class mediator.